ACACCAUUAUUUAACAAUGAUCUAUAAGUUAAUAUCAUAACAUACGGGGAUUUCUGAUAGUUUGCAUUAUAAAUGCUUUACGAUUUCAUCCGGGGUGAUUCAAUGUAAUGAUUUAUGUUUUUUAAAUAAUCCAAAAGAGAAAGCAGUAACAGAUUGUGUUUUACGUAACAAAUCUUCAAUAUAGAUAAAUGGCUGUUAUUCCAGGUGAAAAACUAAACGUCGAAGAUAUUCUGUUUGUUACAAGAGCUGUGUCGGUGGCAUAUGGGUUAGCUGCGUUGGCAUGCACGUGCGCGGGAGGAUUUACACUAUACUACGCCGCCCCGGUCAUAACGUAUCCUUUUGCUUCAGGAUCAGGAAUAUGGACGGGGGUUUUUACGUUCGUUAUAUUUAUACUGGGUAUAAAAACAGUCAAGGGGUAUGAACCAAAUUACCCGGAGUCGUCUAAAGGAAAAGUUAUAGCAUUAUACACGUUAAUCAUCAUGGACAUUACAUUUGGAAUUCUCCAUGUAACAUUCUCGGCUGUUGGAUUUUCGUACUGCAGCAAGGAGUUAAGAAUCGGAGGAAAUUACUGUAACGAAGAGGAGCGACCGAGGCUUUUACUGAUGGAAAGUUUCAAUAUGGCAUUUGGAUUAGUAAUAGCACUUGUAUCACUGUCUAUGACCAUUUACCUAUCAUUGAGAAAAAGGAUACACAUUUUAAGUGGAGUUCCAACGGAAGAGGAAGUAAAGGUCACGUGCUGCGGUGGACUGUGCACAUGUACGACCGGAAGUUACUAUUGAGAGAAGCGGAAAGGCGUUUUAUGGUUGGGUUGGUUGGUUGGUUAUACAUAUGUGUUUUUGGGUCAUAUUUGUACCAUAACAUUACAAACAGUUUGGUGCAAUAAUUUUGUUUUUGGUGCGAAUGUUUAGAGUAACUGUUGUUGAAACUAUACAUUUUUACAUUUUGGUUUAACCAAUGGAUUAUGUUAUGACGUUCUAAUGGUGUUUGUACCGUGUUGUUAAACUUUGAAAGUGUCUAUGUUGUGACAUAUUGAAAGGAUGACUUUCCUUUUUUAUUCCUAACUUUACCAGCAUUUUUGUUUUUGAAAAAUGCUUUAAUUCAAAUACAAAAAUUACGAAUGUA
Messenger RNA from Ruditapes philippinarum (Manila clam), 1122 nucleotides. RefSeq lists its product as uncharacterized. Lineage: Eukaryota; Metazoa; Mollusca; Bivalvia; Venerida; Veneridae. The transcript is spliced from 3 exons. The record is from RefSeq and is a predicted model, not a curated record. The coding region runs from base 189 to 779 and encodes 196 amino acids.